UCCCCUGCCGCCAGCAAUCCCCCCGAUUCGUCGGGUCUCGCAUUCUGUUUUGGUGGAGCCUCCAAAAUGGAUUUCAUCACUUCGACGGAACACUGAAAAAAUACGAUUAUUCGCUUGAUUUUUUUCCAUGCAAAUAUUUAACAGAAGAUUUUUGAAUCCUAGGGAAGUAUUCAAUUCAAUAUUUCUCUUUCAAAUUAUUAUUGACUUUGAUUUCAAACUCGCUAUACAAAUAGACUUUGCAUAGAGAGUUUUAUUACGUGGCCAUUAAACGCCAGAACUCGGGUAUCGAUUUAUCUUCAAUUUUUUACCCUCAGAUUUUUCUGAGACUUGCCGAAAAUGAUUAUUUAAGGUUCUAUAGUUCCGGGGAGAUGAUUUUCGAGAAAAUUUUUAUUAAAAUGGCCGAAUUUUCCGUUUUCGAGGCCAUGAGCCAAGUAGCUGUGAUUGCGAUUACCAUCGAAUCCACCUCGUCUAUUCGCAUUUGCUCACCUUUAUCGAAUUCAUUCAACUCAUCUGUGGCUGUAAGACGAUGGGAGUUCAAAUGGAUCCUGUGCCUGAAGAUUAUAAUGUUAGACCAUGCAUUCCAAUAAGAUGAACUAACUUUCCUUCCGUUGUUGCAAUGUGCGGACAAAAAGGACAAAUUGUAGAAGGAGCUGCUGUGAAGGUGACGACGAAAACGAAGAAGUUCAACGUGAGUAUCGUCCAGCAGAAAAUUCAUCUUCAAACAACGAAGAUACGAAAUCGUCAAAGAAAAUGUAGAGGAAUCAAGUUCGGCUGCUGCAGAACCGCACGACUCAACAAUUUUCGAUGUGGGUAAUUUAAUGAGUGGCUUCGACGACGAUGAUGACGACUAUGCACCACCGCCAGACCCAUGGAAAAGAAGUAUUCGUGUGGAUCCAGUACUUUUCCAAGCCGACGUCCCGCUUUUUAAUGAAGCAACGGUUGAAGAAUCUGCUCGAGAAGAUGACACUAUUUUAUGGACAAUUGAUCAGACGAAUCAGCCAAGUGAUGAAGUUAUUGACAACUAUCUCAAAGAUGUAGUAGGCUUACGAAAAGCCCACGACCAACCAUGUCCACCAGCUGGCACCGAAUCACGAGACGACGAGGACGCUCUAUGUGCUUUGUAUAGAAGCAACUUUGACACAGAAAAGGCGAAAGAAUCAUUCCCUUUUCCUCAUAUAAAUGCCCCAUUCCGCACUGUUCGCUCAGAUGCAUUGGGAUUCGAUGAGAGUGAAGCAAAGGCAUUUGAAGAGUCACUCGAGCUGUAUGGAAAAGAUUUUUCGCUGAUAAGGAGACUACGGCUACCCUACCGGAAAGUUGGAGAACUUAUCGAAUACUACUAUCAAUGGAAAUUAACCCCUGGCUAUCGAGUUUGGCGGGACGCUCAUCCACAGCAUGCGCCAGUAGUUCAGCCUCAUUUAUCUGCUGCAUGGCAUCAGCAAGCAGCUCAACUGGAAGAUCAAAAUGGUCAAACUGGAUUUGUUGAAGCCUCCUUCUCCGAGCCAUCUACUUCAGAGGAGCCAUCAACUCUUACGAACUAAAACUAGGGAACUAUUUUUUUACUUUUUCACCUAAGCAUUUAUUAUUUUCGAUCUCUGUUUAACAAAUAAUCUCGCCCCUGAUACCCAUUUACGUAAUCACAACAAUCAAAUUCCUUCGUUGUCAAAUUAAUCUGAAUCAAAUAUUCACUUUCAUAAAAUUUCAUUGUUAAAA
Caenorhabditis elegans is the source of this 1710-nucleotide messenger RNA. RefSeq names its product ELM2 domain-containing protein (gene F10E7.11). The coding region runs from base 819 to 1538 and encodes 239 amino acids. Gene Ontology annotation, cellular component: nucleus. The transcript has 6 exons. Gene Ontology annotation, biological process: DNA-templated transcription; regulation of DNA-templated transcription. NCBI's taxonomy places the organism in Eukaryota, Metazoa, Nematoda, Chromadorea, Rhabditida, Rhabditidae. The record is from RefSeq and is marked reviewed.